AAGAGCCUUGCUGUUCUAAUAGAAUAGAGGGGCCCUCCCCCCGUCCAUUUUGAGGGGACACGUCCGUAGAUUUUGGGCUGCAGAGUCAUCUUAUUUUCAAGGCAGUUAGAAAGGGGAAUGAAAAAUAAAGCAUCCUGUCUCCCUCCCCCAAAAGCUCAACAGAAAGAGAUGCUUUCUUCAUGCGAGUUUUUCCUCAUUCCCCAUCCGGAUCCUUAUAUUGCGGUGCCCCCUGCUUCCUCUGGGUAGCCAUUAAGCUGCAAGGCGAGCGCACAAUGCUCUUCCUUCUUCCAACGUUCUGGUUUGUUUAUUUGCGGAGACGUUUUAUGACCCGCGCUGUUUGUAGCUCGCUGUGGUUAAUGCAUCUUCUCAUGGGGAAUCUUUGCAUAUCUGAAUUACAGAGUGCCUCGGACCAGAAAGGAGAUAUUUGAAAUGCUAAUAAAAGGGCUACAAAGACUAGAAUACAGGGGAUAUGAUUCUGCAGGUGUUGCAGUUGAUGGGAAUAAUAAUGAAGAUAAGGAAAGGUACAUUAAAUUAGUCAAGAAAAGAGGAAAAGUAAAGGCCCUUGAUGAAGAGCUGCAAAAACAAGAAGGUCUGGACUUAAAGGCAGAUUUUGAGACACAUUUUGGUAUUGCUCACACUCGUUGGGCAACUCAUGGAGUACCAAAUGCAGUGAACAGUCACCCACAACGAUCAGAUAAAAGCAAUGAAUUUGUUGUUAUCCAUAAUGGGAUCAUUACAAAUUACAAAGAUCUAAGGAAGUUUUUGGAGACCAAAGGUUAUGAGUUUGAAUCUGAAACAGAUACUGAAACCAUUCCAAAGCUGAUCAAAUAUGUGUAUGAUAACAGGGAGACGGAAGACAUUCGUUUUUCUGCCUUGGUUGAGAGAGUCAUUCAGCAGUUGGAAGGAGCUUUUGCAUUGGUUUUCAAAAGUAUCCAUUACCCAGGAGAAGCUAUUGCUACCAGGAGGGGGAGUCCUCUACUUAUUGGAGUUAGAAGUGAAUCUAAGCUUUCCACUGAACAAAUUCCCAUCUUAUAUAGAACAUGUAACAUUGAAAACGUAAAGAACAGAUGCAAAACACGAAUGAAAAGACUGGAUAGUUCUACCUGCCUUCAUGCUGUUGGAGAUAAAGCAGUUGAAUUUUUCUUUGCUUCAGAUGCAAGUGCUAUAAUUGAACACACCAACAGAGUAAUUUUUCUAGAAGACGAUGAUAUUGCAGCAGUGGCUGAAGGGAAGCUUUCUAUUCAUCGUCUAGAACGUUCUGCUAGCGACGACCCUUCUCGAGCCAUACAAACCUUGCAGAUGGAACUGCAGCAAAUCAUGAAAGGGAACUUCAGUGCUUUCAUGCAAAAGGAAAUAUUUGAACAACCAGAGUCUGUUUUCAAUACCAUGAGAGGAAGGGUGAAUUUUGAGACCAACACAGUUCUUUUAGGUGGCUUGAAGGACCAUUCGAAAGAAAUCAGAAGAUGCAGACGAUUAAUAAUUAUUGGUUGUGGAACCAGUUAUCAUGCUGCAGUGGCUACCCGUCAAGUUCUGGAGGAACUGACUGAGUUACCUGUAAUGGUAGAACUUGCCAGUGAUUUCCUGGAUCGUAAUACUCCGGUAUUUAGAGACGAUGUAUGCUUUUUCAUCAGUCAGUCAGGGGAAACUGCUGAUACCCUGAUGGCCUUGCGGUAUUGUAAGGAUCGUCGAGCGUUGACAGUUGGAAUUACAAACACUGUUGGAAGCUCAAUAUCCAGGGAUACAGACUGUGGCGUACAUAUCAAUGCAGGACCUGAGAUUGGGGUGGCAAGCACAAAGGCUUAUACCAGCCAGUUCAUCUCUCUUGUAAUGUUUGGUUUGAUGAUGUCUGAAGACAGAAUUUCCUUGCAAAACAGAAGACAAGAAAUCAUAAGCGGUCUGAAGUCAUUACCUGAGAUGAUUAAAGAAGUACUGUCCUUGGAUGAGAAGAUACAUGAUCUGGCACGUGAACUAUAUAAACAGCGAUCACUUUUGGUUAUGGGUCGUGGCUACAACUAUGCCACUUGCUUGGAAGGGGCAUUGAAAAUCAAGGAGAUCACAUAUAUGCACUCUGAAGGUAUCCUGGCUGGGGAACUGAAGCACGGGCCGUUGGCUCUUAUAGAUAAGCAAAUGCCAGUUAUUAUGAUAAUUAUGAAAGAUCCCUGCUUCACAAAGUGCCAGAAUGCUCUACAGCAGGUCACUGCUCGCCAGGGCCGGCCUGUUAUAUUAUGUUCUAGAGAAGAUACUGAAAGCUCAAAAUUUGCUUACAAAACUAUUGAGCUGCCACAGACAGUAGAUUGCCUGCAAGGGGUUUUGAGUGUUAUCCCUCUACAGCUGCUUUCAUUCCACCUGGCUGUUCUCAGAGGAUAUGAUGUGGAUUUUCCAAGAAAUCUGGCCAAAUCUGUGACUGUGGAAUAAACAUUAUGCUGUACAAUAUUUGUUACCCAUAAUACUAAAGUAUAUUUCUGUCAAUAGGACUUUAGAAGAAUAUUUUGAUGAUGUUGAUUCUACAAAGCAUAACUCUCUUUACUUCAGUGGGAUUUUUGAUUUUGGAAACCUUGAGCCAGUACAAUGGAUAUAUCACUAACUGGAAAGUAUUUAGGAGGGUUUUAUUGUUGUUUUAAGGAGAUAUUUAAUGUGCCUUUAAAUAUUUGUUACAUGCCUUGCACCAAAGUGCUCUUGCUUGUAACCUGUAUCAUCUCUGAAACAACCAACUUGCCAAAGAAAGGAAGAAAAAGCAUUGUUUACGUAUGGUUAAUAAAUGUUUUUCUAUUUCUAUGACUGUGCAAUAUAUGUAAAUGUAUAUAACUUUUUUUCUGAGUUACUGUGAAUAAGUCAACACUAUACAUUCAGCCUGAAUCUAUACAUGUUUACUCAGAAGUAAGUCCCCCUGAGAUCAGUAGGAUUUACUCCCAGGUAUAUAUGCAUAGGACUGCUGCCUUAGUUUAAAUACAAAGUAUUUAUAUAUGCACAAAUGUAUAGCAUUUAAGUUAUUUUUAGUAUGUUGGUUGUAUGUAGUAGUGGAAAUGUCUAGGAUUUAAACCUGGGCUGAUUUUACUAAUUGUGUACAACUGUUUUACUGUUUAUGCUUUGUACUUUUAACUGGAAUUCUAUUUCCUAUUAUAUUUACCCAUUCCUACUUAUUUUUAUGGGAUUGAGAAAAUAUUCCUGCAUCUGUAUUUCCACAGACCCUUUCAUCCAUUUUGCAUCUAUCUAUCCUUCACAACUUCUGCACUAUUGUGAAUAAAAGUUAUUCAAACAUCAGAUUCAGUUCUGUUUUCCUGAAAAUUCUCUUUAGACAAAAUACCAUUUUACUUGAGCCAAAUUAUCUUCACCUUCCUGAAUAGUAUUAUUUAACGAUAUAAAGCUAUUGGAUAGUGUGUGAGCUCAAGAAGUUUCUAUGUUAACUAUUGUACAGCCAAAAUGCUAUGCAAUUAAAGAGAAUAUCAACUUCAAAA
Rhineura floridana is the source of this 3455-nucleotide messenger RNA. RefSeq names its product glutamine-fructose-6-phosphate transaminase 2 (gene GFPT2). The transcript has 19 exons. The record is from RefSeq and is a predicted model, not a curated record. Gene Ontology annotation, molecular function: L-glutamine:D-fructose-6-phosphate transaminase (isomerizing) activity; carbohydrate derivative binding. Bases 430 to 2415 code for a protein of 661 amino acids. Gene Ontology annotation, biological process: carbohydrate derivative biosynthetic process; fructose 6-phosphate metabolic process; UDP-N-acetylglucosamine metabolic process. Lineage: Eukaryota; Metazoa; Chordata; Lepidosauria; Squamata; Rhineuridae.